Messenger RNA from Arvicola amphibius (Eurasian water vole), 1973 nucleotides. It is a transcript of the gene Slc25a47, whose product is annotated as solute carrier family 25 member 47. NCBI's taxonomy places the organism in Eukaryota, Metazoa, Chordata, Mammalia, Rodentia, Cricetidae. The coding region runs from base 354 to 1409 and encodes 351 amino acids. Gene Ontology annotation, molecular function: transmembrane transporter activity. The transcript is spliced from 6 exons. Gene Ontology annotation, cellular component: mitochondrion. Gene Ontology annotation, biological process: transmembrane transport. The record is from RefSeq and is a predicted model, not a curated record.
UUGAAAAGCAAGGGGUUACAAUUUCAUAGUCCCCUCCAAAACGUGACCACAGUGACUUAAAGACGUCCUAUGGGCUCUGCCACUCUCACAUGUGGCCCUCUGGGGGAGUCUGUCCAGACCAUAGCAGCGGUGCACAUUCUGUCCCACGCACACCUGUGUUUCAGGGAACCCGGUGGGGUCAGGGCUCCUCAGCCGGCCUUUACUCAGAACACGCCCCUCCCCCACCCCUGUAAUGUGUGGCUGUCCACCUGGCUCCCACACAAACCCUGCACAGGCUGAAGCCUGAGGGCAAAGUUUGCCUGGCUUAGAGACAGGGUCAGCCAGAGUGGAACCAGGCAUUCUCCUAAAAGGUGAUGUCAGAGGGGAGGCUGAGGGAUGUCUUUGGCCUGGGUAAUGGGGAUAGGCACUGUUGGGACAGGAGAGGGGUUGGGAGAUAUCUAGCAAGCUUGGUAGGUGCACACAGAGCCUCGGUUUCUCACCUGGCUGCGGAGAGGCAGAGCCCAGGAGUCUGCGGUGUUGCUGUGGGCUACCCUCUGGAUACAGUGAAGGUCAGGAUCCAGACUGAGGCCAAGUAUACCAGCAUUUGGCAUUGCAUCCGGGACACGUACUGUCAAGAGCGGGUGUGGGGCUUCUACCGGGGCCUCUCACUGCCCGUGUGCACCGUGUCCCUGGUGUCAUCUGUUUCUUUUGGCACCUACCACCACUGCCUGGCUCACAUUUGCCGCUUCCGGUACGGCAGUACUGACGCCAAGCCCACCAAGGCUGAUAUCACACUCUCGGGAGGAGCCUCUGGCCUUGUCCGGGUGUUCUUGACAUCACCCACGGAGGUGGCCAAGGUCCGCCUGCAGACACAGGCCCAAGCUCAGACACAGCAGCGGCGGCCCUCAGCCUCCUGGACAUCAGUGGCUCCUGCUUUGUGUGCUGCACCCAAUGCAUGUCUGGAACCAAGGCCUAAGUACCGUGGGCCGCUGCACUGUUUAGUCACAGUGGCCCGCGAAGAGGGGCUUCGGGGGCUCUACAAGGGCAGCUCAGCCCUGCUCCUUCGUGAAGGUCACUCUUUCGCCACCUACUUCCUCUCUUAUGCCGUGCUCUGUGAGUGGCUCACCCCUGCUGGCCAUAGCCAUCCAGAUGUCCUAGGUGUGCUGGUGGCUGGAGGAUGUGCUGGCGUUCUGGCCUGGGCCGUGGCCACCCCCAUGGAUGUGAUCAAGUCACGCCUGCAGGCAGACGGGCAGGGCCAGCAGCGCUACCGGGGCCUCCUGCACUGUGUGGUGACCAGCGUGCGGGAGGAGGGCCCCAGGGUGCUCUUCAAAGGGCUGACGCUCAACUGCUGCCGUGCCUUUCCUGUCAAUAUGGUGGUCUUCGUGGCCUAUGAGGCUGUGCUGCGGCUCACUCAGAGAUUGUUCCCAUAGGGCCACCAGUCAGUAGCAGCCAGCUCACAGCCGCUGGAGGCCAAGGGGAGCAUGGGUGGGUUCAGGACCCCACAGGGCUGUCACUGGAUGGCAGAGGGCCUUCUGCGCAGUGACUUAGGUGAGGCCUGAGCUCGGCCUGCCCAGCUGCUGCUCACAACGUCAGUGGGUCGAUCUGCUUGGGGGGAGGGUCACGAGUCAAGGCUGUGUGGGUCUCCUUGAUGAGGAUGUGCCACUUGGAGUCAUUAGUCACCGAGCAACUGUUCAUUCCUGAGUGUCCUCCCUUGUCCACACCCAUGACCUCAGAGCAUUCCCUCACCACCCCCAGUCCCACUCAUCUUCCCAUUCACGUACUUCCCUAAGAGACAAAUGAGGGACCAGACAGCAAGCUGAGCCAUCUGGCUGCAUACAGGCUGGGCUUUUUCCCUGUCCCAGGCUGUCCAAGAGGGCCCAGAGUCCUCACUGGCCUACGAACUGGUGUGGGGCUUCACUGAGUAUUCAUAUUUACACUGCUUGCCAUAUGAAGACCCUGGAACCUGGGUCAAUAAAUGUUCCUGAAGUUGCUCA